This is a messenger RNA of Trichoderma asperellum CBS 433.97, 1314 nucleotides long. RefSeq lists its product as uncharacterized. The record is from RefSeq and is a predicted model, not a curated record. Lineage: Eukaryota; Fungi; Ascomycota; Sordariomycetes; Hypocreales; Hypocreaceae.
GUUAACGCGCAUAUAUGGCCUGUUGGAUGUUUUCCUAUCAUCUUCUCGCACUCCUCAAAGUACUGUUAAGACGUUCUGGAUCCAUAAGGUAACCUUGUCGCUGAGUGUGUGUGGAGACGCGUCAGAAUCACAGGAUUCUGCUUUAGAAAUCUAACCAUAAAUUCUAAGUUCUGCGCGAUUUGUGCGUGGUCAUCAUUAAGGAUGGCCGGGGCUUAAAAGGGUUGGAUGUUCCUCGUCUUGCGAUAUCUGCACUUCAAUCACACAUAUCUGCAAUAUGAACGCGACAAUUCCCAUAAUCCGCUGCUGGCGAUCAAGCCCUACUCUCUUUCCAGCCACUCUGCAACCCCGAUUCUUGAGCUCUUCACUUGUAGGGCGAGCCUGUUACUUGGAUCGAAUCAAGGUGUUUCCACCACGUCAGAAGACCAAUUACUAUUCCACCAAAGCAGGAAAUGCGACUCCUGUGACAUCUCCAUCACGGUCGGUGUGGCGCCUCCCCUUCUGGAAGUGCCGGCACACCUGGAAGCGAGCGGGAGUCAACACGCUGCGUUGUCUGGCGGGCUGUACGCUUGGUGACUUUUCUGCACUAUGGAUGCUACAAACUUACUACCCAGACCUCGGGAUGACCACAAUCAUGGGUGCCUCCAUGGUGUCUGGCAUCACGACUUCAAUCAUUCUUGAGACUAUUCUACUCCGGCGCGGAGUCGACCAACUCUCCUGGCCUAUGGCGGUCCGCACUGCAAUGGGCAUGAGUAUGAUAUCAAUGGUGGCGAUGGAGGCGGCAGAGAAUAUUGUCGACUACCAUCUUACAGGCGGUGUAGUGGCCUUGGGGGAUCCAAACUUCUGGAUGGCAGCAGCCUUGUCCAUUGCUGCUGGAUAUCUCGUCCCAUUGCCAUAUAACUACUUGCGUUUGAAAAAGUAUGGGAAAGCCUGUCACUGAAUCCGGUAUUUGUAUGCGUGGCUGCCAGGCCAUGAAUGGUAGGAAUUGAUUACCGUAAUAAGACCUGCAGUAUUUACAAUGCGAAAUGCUACAAAUGCCAACGUGAACUAAAUUAAGUCCACGUGUCUGGAAUCAGGCUAUAUUGCCCCUAUCUGGUUUCCAUUUCUUGUGUUUCGGGGUUUCUGCGACUAAAGGCAUCAUGUACUUUAAAUUGGCGGCUGUAAGCCCAGUCGAAGGUUAAACCAACCGCCAGUUGACAACCGAGGUACAGCCAGCCUUAGUUCCUUUCUCGAAGUUUCAGCGUGCUGCCUUAAACGGCAAAUUAAAUAGAGGUCAAGACAUUUCGGAAAUUUGGCUCUAGUAACCAUGUUUACUAC